UGCUUUGAAAGCUUCAGAUCCUUGAAGACAAAAAGAAAUGAAGGUAUAAAGAAACAAGCGAAAGAAAAAGAAAACGAUCUGUACAUAAAUAAAAAAGUAUUUGUGUGGCAUUUAAAAAUGUUGUCAUAGGAAUCUGAACUGGUGUGGUCAGUGGAGUAGUACACUGCUCUUUCGUUCUUGUAUUUCGUUGUACUAAAAGCGGAUCUUAUUUUUAAACAAGGAAAGUAAGAAAUAUUUCCCUCCCCAACGGUCAUGUCCUUGAAAGGAGGCUGCAGUCGGAUGUUUAUCAUAAUAAAGGUCUCACGGUGCGUGUGUACACGUGCAUCAUGACUCACAUGACAAUAAGUAACAUUACUCAUUAUGUUUACAAUGAAGUAUACUCAUAUCCGGCACUGAUGGUCUAAUUUCGCAUCACUUCCGAGAGGGAGGACAGGGAAAUACUUCUAGGAGAGAAAGACAUCGUCUGCUUGAGUGAGAAUUUAAAAUAGCCAAGCUUGGAUGUUUGCAUGAACAAGAUGAGCAGAUAAGUGAGCAUCACUUAAUAUGCUAAAAACUGUUUUCCCCUUUUGGGAACCAUUACUUCAUCUACAUUGCGAUUUCAAAAGAUUUUUGAGCAUUUUGGCGUUUUCAGUUUCCUCUGUUGAUGAAAUAUUUCAGUCAUGUUUCCAGCAAAAAGAUAGCUGUAACAGUGUAAUCACACCUAAAAUGUCACUACGGUUCAAAAACCGUAAAAGGUGUGAAAGGAAAAAGGCCACAGGACAGGUCUCAUUUGACGAAGAAAUACUGCAGUCUAUCCGAACUUCGUGGCGCCAGACGAUUGUGUCCAUGUACCCCAGCUUACACCACCGUGCUCACUUUCUACCCCAGUGUACUUCAGCCACGAGCGUUACCGCCACACCACCUUUGCUGGGCAGCACGUUCUGGUUGAUCGCCAGACUUCUGAUAUCUCUCCAAUGAUCCAGACACUGCCUGCCAUCAGCAUGGCCUCCGGGUGUGUCGAGUCACGGGGAGACGGGUGUCAGGUGUACCGACACACCCCCGCCAGUCCGACACAGGUGGGUGAACAAAACUCAACAGGCCAGCUGUCCGUCCUGUGGACCUCGCAGCCAUGCGCACCCAACAAGGAGACCUGUGUACAAGAAUCCACAUUGCGAGAUGACUUUGCCCAGCAGCAUGUUCUUCAUUGCCUGCAAGCUCUCGCAGAGCACCAUGGAGAAGUGAUGUUUGUUAUUUCUCAGCUGCGCUUCUCUGACUACCUCAAUCGUCCAUGUUAUUCUGCGACCACAGCGCUGUUUCCUCGCUUUUCAGACAUCGAGAAAAGGUUCCGGGAUGGAGAUUUCGAUGUGUUGGUCCUCCACCGUAGGUACGGAGUAGUCAUUGGAGAAAUCAAGUCUGUUGGCUUGCAUGCUGGAACCGCAGAAAACUCAUACCAGAACUUGGUGGACGAUGUGGCAAAGAGAGUCAGAAAGGCUGCGUGGCAAUUAAACAAGUCUAGCGAGGUGCUCAGGUACCUGCUACACGACCUGUCUCCUCCUCCUCCUGUCCACAAAGCUUUAAUUCUACCCUACAUUACCAGCAAUAGUCUUGGAGCAGUACUGGAAAAAUACGAAGAUUUGAAAACGACGCUGUGCCAAUGCCUUGAAACGGAAACUACAGAUGAUGCUGUGCAGCUAUGUCUCUGCUCCAAUCAAAUGUCUGAUCGAACCCGCCCUUGGGAAUUCACAGAUGAUGUGAUGAGUGGGCUAAGCCAUUGGUGGCUGCGGCUUACAACACACGAGGACGAUUACUCAAUGACUGGAGACAUCUAUGAAGACAUUGUGGCAAGGUUUUGUGGUCCAGCUACAACAAUCAGAGUUCACUGCUCCAGUUCCCCGCUCAUGGAGGUUCGAAACAGAGGUGAUGGUGUGUCAGAGGUUGGAAACAGGCUGAGAAAGCUGGUGCUGACACCACAGCAAAUUGACCUGCUGGUCACAGCACCUUCUAGAGUGUUCCUUUCAGGGCCAUGUGGAACAGGAAAGACUGUUGUUCUAGUGCUGAUGGCUUUGCAGUGGCUUUAUCAGGGUCAUGACGUCCAUAUUGUCAGUAGCUGGGUUCUUGGCCUGGCUGCGUCAUACCUUGUUCACCAUCAGCUUGAGGGGACUAUGCAGGCUUAUCAAAACAGGUCACAACCCACUGGCAAAGUGCAUAUCCACUUCUACAACUUUCAGAAGGGUGAAGAAGAAGUGACCAAGUCCAUCAAUGACCUAGUGAAUUUUGCAAAGAAUGAAACCCUGCAUAUUGUAAUGGAUGAGGUGUAUCCCGAUCCUACAAAUAAUGGCUCUGAGGUGGCAAUUCUAGCCAAGAGCUACAACCAGUUUGUUAUGGAGCUAACGGCCAAAAACAGAGAAGUGCAUUUGUGGAUGGCCGGAGCAAUGCACAACUGUAUCCCAUAUGGUCUGGAGGAAAAACAGAUGCUUGUGCCUCUUCGAUGUGUCCCUGUGGUGCAAAGGAUGCUUAUAAAUGUUGUUGACCUGGAGAAAAUUAAUAUCAAGAAUUAUGCAAACAGAAUACACCAUUCUUGUGAUGGACCCAAUAUCAUACAGCUGAUGCAUGCAGGGGAUGGUCAUGCUGAAAGAUGGCCAUUGGAAUGUUGGCAAUGUGGAUUCCAAAUAGCAGAAGUACUUCUACAACACCUACAAAUUGGCUGUGGCAUACCUGGUAUGUGUGAAAGAGACAAAGAAAAUGUAUCUGUGCAACGCAAAAAUGUUUCAGUGAGACUAAACUGCUCAGCUUGUUUGGAAACUUAAAUGGUUACAUUUCUCUGCACAAGUAGUCUGCAGGUUAUCCAAACAUCUCUUUCACAUUUUGUUCUGUUCAGUAGCAUAAAUCCUUAGGUUUACAGAUGUUGUAAUGGCAUGUAGUAUCAUACACUAGCUUUGAAGUUCUUAUUUGGCCAGCUGACAAUUUUACAGAUGAUUACAGAUGUAACUGAUAACCUGGGGAUUUCUCUCUCAUUGUACACAUUGUAGUCAUAGCACAAAGGAAUCUGCAUUAACUCAUACUUAGUGUUGCAUCUACUGUCAUGCAUCUAAUUCCUUGUCCAUUGCUGGUAACAGAAGCUGAACCACGGUUCAGUGCACUCUGGUGCUGGUAAAAAGGCCACAGCCUCCACCCCGCCUCUGCAAUUCUGUGAUGUUUUUGUGCUGACACAUGGACACCUGCAUGAUGAUCAUGUUGAAGAUGAAAAUGGACAGCUGAAAUCUCACGCAAACAGGCUGACUGUAGGCUUGCGCGAUGCUGGAAUUCCAGUUCAUGUUGUUAGGGAUUAUAGGGAUUAUGGCAUUGCAAUAUGGGAGGCAGAUUUGAAGAAAGCAGUGUUAAGGAAAGAUGACAAAGUGACCUUAGCAGAAUGGAAUGAUGUUCUUGGCUUAGAGAGGAAAGUGGUCGUGUAUGUUCCAGGCAGGAAAGAUGACCUUGAUAAACAAUUCAGUAAUGAGAAACUGGAAACCUGGGGCAAAGCGAUUUCUAUGACAAGAUGCAUUUCUCAGUUGAUUAUUGUGCAAUUAUCAGGUGAUGAUAAUGCUUAUAAAUGAAUGCAAUUAAAAAACACUGGCUCUUAAAGAAAAAAAAAUCACCUACAAUGACCAUUUUUUAAAAAAAAAAGUUAUUAAAUAAAAUUACAGAAUAGAAUACUACCUAAGCUAACAUCAGUUUAAUUGAAAAGGAAGAACUGUCACAGCUGCAAAUUUUUUCAAGUAUGUUUUUAAAAUAAAAACUAGUGCAUCAGUCUGAAUUAAAAAUGGAUAAUUUAGUAAGCUAUAUGGAAAAUACUGCAGAACGUAUCAUUAAGACCCAGUUUUUAAUCCCUUUGUAGAGUGCAUUUUUAAAACUUAUACUUAAGGGAAUUAUAACAAAGAUAGAUUUAAAAAAAAAAUGUAAUAUGCUUUAUGGGAUGCACAUAUGUUUAUGCACACAGACACAUCUAUAGAUUUAUACAUUUAAAAAUAAGGAAAUUAAAGUAUUAAUUAGUUUGUUGACUUUAUCAGCAAAAAUCAAGCAAUUUCAAAAAAAAAAAA
Pomacea canaliculata is the source of this 4055-nucleotide messenger RNA. RefSeq lists its product as uncharacterized. Lineage: Eukaryota; Metazoa; Mollusca; Gastropoda; Architaenioglossa; Ampullariidae. The transcript has 6 exons. The coding region runs from base 954 to 2786 and encodes 610 amino acids. The record is from RefSeq and is a predicted model, not a curated record.